GCCCACUCGGUCACCCUCGGCCUCCCUCCACCCCUCCACCCCCCACCACUCCUCUCGACUCUAUUCCUCACACAAAUACUAUGCUUCGUGCUGGUGCAUGGACGCAGGCUUGCCGAGUGGGUGCACAGGCAUGGGCUUCGGCGGCGAGCGGGGGAGCGCGGGGGCUGGCGAGGGCAAGCACUGGCGGAGGCAAGGUGGCUGGCGUGAGCAAGGAUGAGUACCCGCUGUUGAUGUCGCCGCUAAAGGCCGGCAACACGGUGCUGAAGAACCGCGUGCUGAUGGGAUCUAUGCACACCGGGCUAGAGGAGGAGGACGGCGGGUUUGAGAAGCUGGCGGCGUACUUUGCUGCCCGGGCGGCCGGCGGUGUGGGCACCAUGGUCACCGGUGGCGUCUCGUGCAAUCGGGCUGGAUGGGUCAAGCCGUUUGCCGCCAAGCUGACCAACGCACGCGAGAUGGAGCCGCACAAGCUCAUCACGUCGGCGGUGCAUGAUGCCGCCGCCGACUCCAAGAUUGUCAUGCAGAUUCUCCAUGCCGGGCGGUACUCGUACUCACCGAUUGCGGUGGCGCCGUCGCGGAUCAAGUCACCGAUCUCGCCGUUCUCGCCGUGGGCACUGACCAAGCGAGGCGUCCGCAACACCAUUGCCGACUUUGCGGCAACGGCUGCGCUCGCUAAAGAGGCCGGCUACGACGGGGUGGAGAUCAUGGGCUCGGAGGGCUACCUCAUCAACGAGUUUAUUUCGGCGGCGACCAACAAACGGUCGGACGAGUACGGCGGUGAGUACGCAAACCGCAUCCGGUUCCCGCUCGACAUUGUCGACGCGGUCCGACAGGCUGUCGGCUCGGAUUUUCUCAUCAUCUUCCGCCUCUCCAUGCUCGACCUGGUCUCCGGCGGCUCGGUCUGGCCCGAGGUGGUCGAGCUCGCCGUCAAGCUCGAGGAGCGCGGCGUCGACAUCAUCAACACCGGCAUCGGCUGGCACGAGGCACGCAUUCCCACCAUUGCCACUCUUGUCCCGCGCGGCUCGUUCUCGUGGGUGACCGGCAAGCUCAAGGGCGAGGUCGGCAUUCCGCUCGUCGCCACCAACCGCAUCAACAUGCCGCACGUCGCCGAGCGCAUCCUCGCCGCCGGCGAGGCCGACAUGAUCUCCAUGGCCCGCCCACUGCUGGCCGACCCGGACUGGGUCAACAAGGCCGCCGCCGGUGAGCCCGAGACCAUCAACACCUGCAUCGGGUGCAACCAGGCGUGCCUCGACCACGUCUUCUCGCAGGAGCGUGCCACCUGCCUCGUCAACCCGCUCGCAGCAUACGAGACCGAGCGCAAAAUCAAGCCCCUCGCUGCGGACGCCCCGCGCAAGCACGUCGCCAUUGUGGGCUCCGGCCCAGCCGGCCUCGCCGCCGCCACCGUCGCCGCGCAGCGCGGUCACGACGUGUCACUCUUCGACGGCGCAGACGCGCUCGGUGGCCAGUUCAACCUCGCCAAGCGGGUGCCGGGCAAGGAGGAGUUUGUUGAGACCAUCCGCUACUACUCGACCAUGGCCCGCAAGCACGGCGUCCGCAUUCACCUCGGGACCCGGAUCGGCGGCGUUGACGACCUCAACGCCCACCUCCCCGAAGGCGCGUCGCGCUUCGACGACGUCAUCGUCGCUACCGGCAUCAAGCCGCGGGUCCCGGACAUUCCCGGCCUCAAGGAGUCGCCCAAGGCUGCCAUCUACACCGACGUCGUCUCGGGGCGGGUCGAGCCCGGCACCCGCGUCGCCAUCAUCGGCGCCGGCGGCAUCGGCUUUGACACGGCAGAGUACCUCGUUCACUACGACCACGUCGUGCCGCAAGGCCAGGAGCCGGACCCGGACGCGCCCAAGCCGGCCGAGUUUGCCAGCCAGUGGGGCGUCGACAUGGAGCACACCCACCGCGGCGGCCUGCUCCCUGCCGGCUCGCCGCCGGAUCACGGCCGCACCAUCUACCUCCUUCAGCGCAAAUCGUCCAAGCCCGGCGCCGGCCUCGGCAAGACCACAGGGUGGGCCAAGCGGAAGAUGCUCGCAGACGCUGGUGUCCACAUGAUGCCCUCGGUCCAGUACAAGGCCGUCACCGACGAUGGCCUCGUCAUCACCGACCCGUCCGGCAAGGAGACCACCCUCGAGGUCGACACCGUCAUCAUCUGCUCGGGCCAGAUCUCGGAGUCGUGGCUCAAAGAUACCCUCGAGGCCGCACAGGUCAAGACGCCCGACGCCGCGCCCGCCGCCGUCCACCUCAUCGGCGGCGCCUUUAAGGCUGCCGAGCUCGACGCCAAGGCCGCCAUUCUGCAGGGCACCCUGCUUGCUGCCAAGCUGUAG
Messenger RNA from Thecamonas trahens ATCC 50062, 2327 nucleotides. RefSeq names its product 2,4-dienoyl-CoA reductase. Bases 81 to 2327 code for a protein of 748 amino acids. Gene Ontology annotation, molecular function: FMN binding; oxidoreductase activity. The record is from RefSeq and is a predicted model, not a curated record. The transcript has a single exon. Lineage: Eukaryota; Apusomonadida; Apusomonadidae.